GGAGGGCAAGGUAAGGUUUGGGGCGUAUAUAAUCGUUCUGCGCGUUGCCUCGGUGCUCACCUCCGUCACGUUGGUCCCUGAGCCAGUGGUUGGUGAGAAUCCAGUACCCACAAAAGGUGACGACACAAAUCAACAACAAAUAAAUAAUAGGAGCAAAAGAGUUUCAUCCUCACACUACUCAGAAAAGAAUAUGAGCAGGUGUGGCACGAUAAGCGUCCCGUUGAAAAAACACAAACAUUGGCAGCAGCGACUCUGCAGGAACGACGGGACGGGUGUUGGGGACGCCAGCACCGCCGCGCGAGUACCCGGGGCAAGACUACUGUCCAGUGUGUGCCGCGUGUGGCCUGGCGGGGGGACACGACAGGCAGUGUGUGUGUGUGUGUGUGUGUGUGUGUGUGUGUGUGUGUGUGUCAUCUCCGUGCAGGGUCGGGCGGCAGACUCACCGCCACACACCCACAGCCUCCUGCCAGACACUCACCACCAUGACAGCCUGAACAAGGCCUAGCGGUGCAUGCCUAAGCCUAGGUGAAGCUGAUCCUACGAGGGGAAGGAUGACGGAAGACAUGCCCCAGAGGAAGACGUCAGCCAGGAAUCCCCGCGCGGUCAGCCUCUUGCUGGGGGUGCGGCAGCAGCAGCAACCGAUGGCAAGUCUGGAGAAGCAGGGUGAGAUGGAGGUGUGGCCAGGCCUGUACACACACCUCACCUCCCAGCUGAUGGCCCUGGUGUGGGGCAAGGUGGUGCUGGUGCUGGAGGUGUGGCCAGGCCUGUACGCACACCUCACCUCCCAGCUGAUGGCCCUGGUGUGGGGCAAGGUGGUGCUGGUGCUGGAGGUGUGGCCAGGCCUGUACACACACCUCACCUCCCAGCUGAUGGCCCUGGUGCAGGGCAAGGUGGUGCUGGUGCUGGAGGUGUGGCCAGGCCUGUACACACACCUCACCUCCCAGCUGAUGGCCCUGGGGCAGGGCAAGGUGGUGCUGAUGCUGGAGGUGUGGCCAGGCCUGUACGCACACCUCACCUCCCAGCUGAUGGCCCUGGCGUGGGGCAAGGUGGUGCUGGUGCUGGAGGUGUGGCCAGGCCUGUACACACACCUCACCUCCCAGCUGAUGGCCCUGGCGCGGGGCAAGGUGGUGCUGGUGCUGGAGGUGUGGCCAGGCCUGUACGCACACCUCACCUCCCAGCUGAUGGGUGGGUACUGCCUGCCGUCCAGGCCAAGAGUGCCGCCCACACCCUCAGUGCCUUGCUGGGCCACCACUGCCCCCCUGCUGGACCCCCCUGCAGCCAUCACCAAGGAGAUGCGGGGCGAGGCUGACCCCAGCACCUUCACCCUGAGCCUCUCCUUCCAAGGCCUGAGUGGUAUGGGUGAUGCAGAGGCUCUCACUCAGGUGGUGCUGCCCGUGGCCUACCAGUUCAACCCACAGCUGGUCCUGGUCACUGUCAGCCUUGAUGUUGGUUGCCGCGUGAGUCCCGAUUGCUUUGAACAUAUGAUGGCCCUUCUGUCUGGCCUGGCCAAGGGCCGCAUGGUUCUGGCACUGGAGGGCGGCUUCAGCCUCAACACCAUCAGCUACUGCAUGACGCUGUGUGCCAAGGCCUUGCUGGGGGAUCCGCUGCCCCCCCUUGAGCCCCAGCUGGUGCCCAACAAGAGUGCCGUGCAGACCAUCAGUGACGUCAUCCGUACCCACAGCCGCUACUGGCCGGCGCUCUGCUUCAAGUCCUUGUGGUGCCUGACCCUGGGCAAGGUUACUUUCUUUACUGCCCUCACACUGCUCCUUGCCUCCCUGGAGCAGAGUCAGGGAGAGGUUGUCUACAUCUAG
This is a messenger RNA of Eriocheir sinensis (Chinese mitten crab), 1811 nucleotides long. RefSeq lists its product as uncharacterized. Bases 552 to 1811 code for a protein of 419 amino acids. Gene Ontology annotation, molecular function: histone deacetylase activity. Gene Ontology annotation, cellular component: histone deacetylase complex. The record is from RefSeq and is a predicted model, not a curated record. Lineage: Eukaryota; Metazoa; Arthropoda; Malacostraca; Decapoda; Varunidae. The transcript is spliced from 8 exons. Gene Ontology annotation, biological process: chromatin organization.